CCAAUCAGCUCGGCCGAUGUUACGGAGUGUCGUUACGUAGGGAGGCGUGUGUGACAUUCGCCGCACGAAGCUAGUUCAGAACAGCUAAGUGGAGAAAGAUGGAAACUGGAGGAGAAGAAAGAAAAUUAUUUAUCUUUUAAAUAUCUCCGCUGACGGUUGAGUUUCCCCGGUGUUUCCGGUCGCGUGCACGCCAGAGGAGACGGUUUGUGUCGGAUGCGGCGUCAGUUAAAACUUCCCCGCACGUUAAAACCAGCGCGCUAACGCUUCCCGGUAACUUCCUCUGUACAUGUUCGGAGUUCUGGUUGAGGUCGUGUUCCGGUCCGCCGCACUGAGAUGACGAAACUAAUCGGAUAACAGCGGGUUGUUUGGCUUUUUGUGUGUCGCAGUAUGGGAGGCUGGUAGCGCUUAAGCCGGCACGGCUAACUGCGGCGUGCACACAAGGUUACAAUUAGCUUUAGCCGAGCUAGCACCUCACUCCACUUCCUCUCCGCUGCCUCUGGAGCCUCCUCGCUUUCUUAUGCUGACUUGUCAGGACAGGUGUGCAGAAAGCGGGCCAGGUGUGGCGCGGGAUAGAUAGUUUGUCAUUUAGCCUGGCCCCGAGCCUUUCUUCAGAGAUUGUCGCUGCCUCGGGUGCAGCCAGGGGUCGGGACCAUGCUGCUCUCCCUGGUCGUGCACACACACUCGCUGCGGUACUGGUUCCCAGCCACGAUCAUGCUGGGGACAGCCCCGGCUUACCUGCUGUCGUGGGGAGUUUGGCGUCUCCUGUCAACUGUCCUGCCAGCGAGAGUGUACCACAGAGUAGACGACAGACUGUACUCCAUCUACCAGAGCAUGGUCCUCUUCUUCUUUGAGAACUACACAGGAGUGGAGAUUGUUAUAUAUGGAGAUAUACCAAAGAACAAAGAGAACGUCAUCUACCUGUCUAAUCAUCAAUGUACAGCUGACUGGAUCAUCGCUGACAUGCUCGCCAUCAGGCAGAGUGCGAUCGGCCAUGUCAGAUAUGUUCUGAAAGAUGGACUCAAGUGGCUCCCGCUGUACGGAUGGUAUUUCUCUCAGCAUGGAGGGAUCUAUGUCAAACGAAGCGCAAAGUUUAAUGAGAAGGCGAUGAAGACGAAACUCCACACUCAGACUCAAUCAGGAGCACCAAUGUACCUCGUCAUUUUCCCAGAAGGAACUCGGUAUAAUCCAGAGCUGAAGAAAGUUAUCGCUGACAGUCAGGCUUUUGCUACAAAAGAAGGACUGGCUGUUCUGAAGCACACUCUUACACCCAGGAUGAAAGCGUCUCACGUAGCCAUGGAGUCGAUGAAGGAUCACCUGAACGCCGUGUAUGACGUCACGGUGGCCUAUGAGGGAACGCUGGAUUCUUCUGGUCAAAGAAGACCAGCACCAUCCAUGCCAGAAUUCCUGUGCAAAGAAUGUCCCCGGGUCCACAUACACUUCGACCGUGUGGAUAUAAAGGAAAUUCCUCCAGAGCCACUGUUUUUCCGCAGGUGGCUGCACGAGCGCUUCGAAAUCAAGGACCGGCUGCUCACAGAUUUCUACGAGUCGGAGGAUCCAGACAAAAUCCGCAGGUUCCCAGGGGAAGGCAAACCGUCUCCGCUAAACCUCUCGAAAACCCUCCCGUCAGUGACGAUCUUGGGAGGACUGACACUGCCGUUACUGCUGACAGAGAACGGCAGGAAACUGUAUGUGAGGACCUGGGUUUAUGGGACGCUGCUGGGCUGGCUGUGGGUGAACGUGUUUCCUUAACGAACGGACGGGCAGAGGCUGCCACAGUUAGACGCACAAAACACAUAGAGAGACGGUGCCAUUUUCCUGUAUCACAACAACACAAGGUGUGUUCCAGAUGCAGAGCAGUUAUCUGAUAAGAGGCUCAGCGCUUUAUCCGCACGUCUGGCUUAAUGUUGACCUUGAGCCGAAAGCUGAACAGAAAUGUGAGAAAUGAAGGCUUUUUUUGCUACUUGUUCCUGCGCGUUACUCGGAUUUGCAGCCUGAAACGAUGAGAAAACAGGAGUGGAGUUGAAUUAAAGUCAAGUAUUGGGUUUCUCAGAAAUCCCCUUUGAUCUCUAGUAUGAAAUUAAAACAUAUUCCCCCUCUAAAACUACUUUCCCCUUCAUAAGAGUUAUCCAAAUUAGUAUUCUUGCAUGCUCCCUGAAGCUCUUAUGACAUUUAUUUUUGUCAACAAAGUGUGCCGAGUAGUUUAAAAACUCGUUUAAAGGUGAUGGUCAGAUACUGUGUGAAACUGAGAGUGGACGAGCCUCCUGACGAUGGAUCAGUUAGAACGAAGUGCACUGACUCAUUGACAUUGGUUGAAAUGUCUGUUUUUGAUGCCAAGUGAAUUGUCAGAAGGAUUAUGCACUUUGCAAAUUUUAAGUGAUGUUUUUACAUUAGUAGAAUAAAAUAAAUGAUAUGCAGUCUUCUAUAGGAGCUCAUAAACAUGACACCAGCUUCAAUGUUUACCAUAACUAUUCAUAGUGACAUCACUUGUUACCUAGCGAUAAUGAAUGUAGCCGUUAAAAGGGAGCAAAUGUCUUUUUUCUUAAUUUCCAAAACCCAUUAAAUAUUAUUUAAAAAAUAUUUUUUUAGCUGUACAGAUGCCACAGUGAGCUCGUAUAGAGGAAUGAGUGUUAACGAUGAAAAUGUUCUACCAAUGUAAAAUAUAGACUGUAAAUAAAGAUGGACGACCCUUCUCCACUUGCUCCCACUAUCCAGGAAUGAAGCCAAAAUAUCCCAGAGACAAAAGCUGGCAUCUUUUGCCAAUGAUGUCAAUAACAAUAACAAUCAGGGUUGGAGCGAUACACAAGCUCCACCAAUCGCCAGUCAGCUCAACUGUCAAUCAUUGUUUCUUUUUUAUAGCAUCAAAUAACUAAUUAAAACCAAACUUGCCAGAUACAUAAGCACUUCAAACACAAACAUCAGUGUGACAAGAAAAUGUUUUAUUCAACAUGUACUUUGACUUUUUAGUUUGGUCCAUAUCCUAGUUACGAACAAGGACGAGGUGGGAGUCAUGAACUAUACUGUAGCCAUCCACCAGGUGGCGAUUGAGACAUUUUGGCUUCACUUUUGGAGAGUAAUCAUUUCAUCCAUCUUUAUAGACAGUCUAUGAUGUAAAAUAUCGCUUAACUUUAAAAUAUUAUUCAUUGCCAAAACAAAGUGUAUUUUGGGCCUAAUUACAUUAUAAUUAUAUGUAUUUUUAUUAUUGUUUAUUCACAGCUCCAUAACUUUUUUAUGCAUUUGUUACUUUGAAUAUUGAGUUACAGCUCACUUGAAAAUAUCUACCUAGCAAAAAGCUGACAAAGCCAUGUGAACAGAAUAUCACAGGUUCCUGUGCCCUCAAAGCCAUUUGUAUUAUAAUCAUCACUGUAUUGUGAAACGCGCUGUGUCCAUUGUGGUCGUUUACUGAAAUGAAACCUUUGCAUUAACCACAAGUCACUUUACAUGUUUUGCUAUCUCAUCCUCCAUUAGAGUCAGUCUGCCAUAUGUUUUCCUCGUGUGGAUCAUGAUACAGUGCAUCUCAUGAUUUUUACAUGUUUCUCUGAUACCUCACUUGAAUAAUCCUUCCUCGUUCUGAAACGACCCUUGUCAGCCAUUUUAUAGUUAUUUUUAUCCUGACAAGAUCAGACUGUAACUCAUCAGGAAACUCUGCAUAGACAGUAUUUCAAUGCCAACGGUUUUUGAAAAUGUGUGCCUUCUCUCUGGAGGAGUUGGUCCUCAGCCCUCCCACAGGGGGCCACAGUGGCUCUUUAUUCCAGCAGGUGACCUCCAGCGUGCUGGAGCUGCUGCUCGCUGCAGCUCGUGGUCACAUUGUCUACACUUCAUAGUGGCUUAUUUUGCUCUAAGAAUGCAUUUACACUUUUUGAGAACUAUUAUGAAAUGAUGAAACCUUUAAUGUGUGUGUGUGUACGUUCUGGAAAUGGGGAAUCGGAGUGAAAUAAAGUGAAUUUCUUUGGGGAGAGUCAA
Hippoglossus stenolepis (Pacific halibut) is the source of this 3960-nucleotide messenger RNA. It is a transcript of the gene agpat5, whose product is annotated as 1-acylglycerol-3-phosphate O-acyltransferase 5 (lysophosphatidic acid acyltransferase, epsilon). The record is from RefSeq and is a predicted model, not a curated record. Gene Ontology annotation, molecular function: acyltransferase activity. The transcript has 8 exons. The coding region runs from base 652 to 1749 and encodes 365 amino acids. NCBI's taxonomy places the organism in Eukaryota, Metazoa, Chordata, Actinopteri, Pleuronectiformes, Pleuronectidae. Gene Ontology annotation, cellular component: endomembrane system; mitochondrion.